This is a messenger RNA of Raphanus sativus (radish), 3209 nucleotides long. Its product is annotated as probable alpha,alpha-trehalose-phosphate synthase [UDP-forming] 7. NCBI's taxonomy places the organism in Eukaryota, Viridiplantae, Streptophyta, Magnoliopsida, Brassicales, Brassicaceae. The transcript has 3 exons. The coding region runs from base 209 to 2758 and encodes 849 amino acids. Gene Ontology annotation, biological process: trehalose biosynthetic process. Gene Ontology annotation, molecular function: catalytic activity. The record is from RefSeq and is a predicted model, not a curated record. Gene Ontology annotation, cellular component: cytosol.
UAUCUUUUUUAGAGUUUUCAAUAUCCGUGUUUAUUGGCUGAGUUAAUAUUUGGGGUAUAAUCAUCACUCAAGCUCUCGAUUUGGCUUGGAUGGGUGUUCAAAACAACUUCAGAAAGUAUUGAAUCUUUCUGUUAUCUCCGUGCCUAGAUCUCGUUGAGUUUGUAGCGUGUGUUGUGUGGAUUCUUGUAGCCAUUGGAGACAGGGAAAGAUGAUUUCUAGGUCGUACACCAACUUGCUAGACCUCGCGUCAGGGAACUUCCCCGUCAUGGAGAGAGAGCGCAGCAGUACUAGUAGCAGGCUUCUUCCUAGAGUAAUGACAGUUCCUGGCAACGUCUCCGAGUUCGACGACGACGACGACCACUCCUCCGAGGACAAUCCCUCCUCGGUCUCCUCCGAUCGAAUGAUCAUCGUCGCGAAUCGUCUCCCCUUGAAGGCCGAGAGACAAAACGGGAGCUGGAGUUUCACCUGGGACCAAGACGCGCUGUACCUGCAGCUCAAGGACGGUUUCCCCGAGGACAUGGAGGUCUUAUACGUCGGAUCUCUGAGCGUCGACGUGGAACCGCGCGAACAAGAAGAAGUGGCGCGGAUACUGCUUGAGAAAUUCAAAUGCGUCCCCACUUUCUUCCCGCCCGAUCUGCGGUCCAAGUUCUACGACGGAUUCUGCAAGAGGCAGUUAUGGCCGUUAUUCCACUACAUGCUUCCGUUUUCUCCACCUGACGGAGGAGGAGGGAAAAGAUUUGACCGGUCAAUGUGGGAGGCUUACGUGGCAGCUAACAAACUCUUCUUCCAGAGAGUCAUCGAGGUGAUAAACCCUGACGAUGAUUUCGUCUGGAUCCACGAUUACCAUCUCAUGGUUCUCCCUACUUUCCUUAGAAGACGGUUCAACCGGAUCAGAAUGGGCUUUUUCCUCCACAGCCCGUUCCCUUCCUCUGAGAUAUACAGAUCCCUCCCCGUCCGCGAAGAGAUCCUCAGGUCGCUGCUGAACAGCGACCUCAUCGGCUUCCACACGUUCGAUUACGCGCGUCACUUCCUCGCUUGCUGCAGCCGGAUGCUGGGGCUGGAGUAUCAGUCUAAAAGAGGUUACAUCGGAUUGGAGUAUUACGGGAGGACGGUGGGGAUCAAGAUCAUGCCCGUGGGGAUCGACAUGGGGCGGAUACAGUCCGUGAUGAAGUGUUCGGAGGAGGAAGGAAAUGUGAUGGAACUUAAAAAGCGUUACGAAGGAAAGACGGUGUUGCUUGGGAUCGACGACUUGGAUGUUUUCAAAGGGAUCGACCUAAAGCUGCUGGCGAUGGAGGAGAUGCUUAAACAGCAUCCGAGCUGGAGAGGGAGAGCCGUGUUGGUUCAGAUCGUGAAUCCCGCUAGGGGUAAAGGGAUCGAUGUUGAGAAGACACGUGGCGAGAUCGAAGAGAGCUGCGGGAGGAUCAAUGAGGAGUUUGGAGGAGGAUAUUAUCAACCUAUUGUGUAUAUUGAUACUCCGAUGUCGAUAACUGAAGUUAAUGCUUAUUAUCAUAUAGCCGAGUGUGUGGUUGUUACGGCGGUUAGAGAUGGGAUGAACCUUACUCCUUAUGAGUAUAUAGUGUGUAGACAAGGAGGUCCGAAGAAGAGCGUGUUGGUCGCGUCGGAGUUUAUCGGAUGCUCUCCUUCGCUCAGCGGGGCGAUAAGGGUGAACCCGUGGAACGUCGAAGCGACCGGAGAGGCGCUGAACCAGGCCUUGUCGAUGAGUGACGGUGAGAAACAGCUGAGGCACGAGAAGCAUUUCCGGUACGUUAGCACUCACGACGUUGCGUUUUGGUCGAGGAGUUUCUUGCAAGAUUUGGAGAGGAUAUGCGUGGACCAUUUCAAGAAGAGGUGUUGGGGGAUGGGGAUUAGUUUUGGGUUCAGAGUUGUGGCGCUUGAUCCUAACUUUAGGAAGCUUUCGAUACCGAGCAUUGUGUCGGAUUACAAGAGGGCGAAAAGGAGAGCGAUACUGUUGGAUUAUGAUGGCACUCUGAUGCCUCAAAACUCUAUUAAUAAAGCUCCCAGCCAGGAAGUUAUGGACUUCUUGGAUGCGCUUUGUGAGGACGAGAAGAAUACUGUUUUCAUUGUGAGCGGAAGAGGAAGGGAAAGCUUAGGCGAAUGGUUCUCUCCGUGUAAAAACGUUGGGAUUGCAGCAGAGCAUGGAUACUUCUUAAAGUGGCCAGGGAGUGAAGAAUGGGAAACAUGUGGCCAGGGAACUGAUUUUGGUUGGAUGCAGAUAGUGGAACCUGUAAUGAAACAGUACACGGAAUCUACAGAUGGGUCUUCCAUUGAAGUAAAAGAUAGUGCUCUGGUUUGGCAAUACAGGGAUGCAGAUCCAGGCUUUGGUUCUUUGCAAUCAAAGGAAAUGUUAGAGCAUCUAGAGAGUGUUCUAGCUAAUGAGCCUGUUGCAGUCAAGAGCGGUCACUACAUUGUAGAAGUCAAGCCUCAGGGAGUGAGCAAAGGAUCUGUAUCAGAAAAGAUAUUUUCAUCAAUGGGUGAAGAUGGGAAGCCAGCUGAUUUUGUGCUCUGUAUUGGAGAUGACAGAUCUGACGAAGACAUGUUUGAGGCGAUUGGUAAUGCAAUGUCGAAAAACUUGCUCUGCGCAGAUGCUCUUGUGUUUGCAUGCACAGUUGGGCAAAAACCAAGCAAGGCUAAAUAUUAUUUGGACGAUACUAUGGAAGUGAGGAGUAUGCUUGAAUCUCUAGCUGAAGCAUCAGAGGCUUCAAACUUUUCUAUGCGUGAACUUGAUGAUGCCCUUUGAUUUGGAAACCAGAGUUUUGCCAGGUUUUUGUCCUCUACUUGCUCUGUUUGUGCAACAAACGAUGGUCUUGUUCUCAUAGAACAGUAUCAAUGAUAAUGUGCAUAGAUGGCUAAAGAGAUGAUACAGACAAAGACAAGGAACAUAGCUGUGUGGUUUGGUCUGUUGUGAUUGAAAGAAAGGAUAAAAGCUGAUGUGAAAUUUUGUUCUGUUCAGAUGGUGUUUGGGGGGAGCAAAAGACGAGGAAAAUAGCUGUGUGGUUGGUUUCUUAAAAAUCUUUGCAGGAUGUUGAAGUAAUAACAAGCAAAAGCUUUGGUCUUUAUUUUUUUCAUUUCUAGUAGUAUUAUUAAAAUUGUAAUUAGAUGAUCUUGUUAAACUUUCAUUUUGGAUUCGGCUGUUCAUUGAAUCUGGGAAAAAAAUGUGAAAAAAAUAUUUAAAGAUAAGUUGUUCACCA